Messenger RNA from Megalobrama amblycephala (Wuchang bream), 1761 nucleotides. It is a transcript of the gene map6d1, whose product is annotated as MAP6 domain containing 1. The transcript has 3 exons. Gene Ontology annotation, molecular function: microtubule binding; calmodulin binding. The coding region runs from base 978 to 1643 and encodes 221 amino acids. Gene Ontology annotation, cellular component: microtubule; Golgi-associated vesicle; cis-Golgi network. The record is from RefSeq and is a predicted model, not a curated record. Lineage: Eukaryota; Metazoa; Chordata; Actinopteri; Cypriniformes; Xenocyprididae. Gene Ontology annotation, biological process: regulation of microtubule cytoskeleton organization; cytoskeleton-dependent intracellular transport; microtubule cytoskeleton organization.
AAUGUAGAAGUGUGGUUAAAAUCAGUAUCAGCCAAUGGACUAAAUCAUAUAGUGUUUCCGUGACAUGACAAUGCGGGACAUGUUUUUUUUACAUAAAGUUUCAUGAUUUAAUAUAAAAUAUGAUAAAAUAUUUUUAAAAACAACAAUGGGAAAAAAAUGCAAAAAAUUAUUUCAAUAUCAUUUUCAUUAGUUGAAAUUUAGGGGUUAGGGUUCAGGACAGCCACCUCCCAAUUGAAAGUCCCCAAUAAAUGACGAUGUUAUAUAUAUUAAGCUUACUGAUAUUUCAAAUAUUAUUGUGGGAUUCAAUAGAUAAUAGAAGGAUCUUAGUCAACAUCUAAAAUUUGAAUACUUAAAUGACUUUUAAAUGUGUUUUUUGGUUGGUUUUCUAACCAAAACGUUAUCUAUUGGUUCUUUUUUGCAACCUAAAGAGAACGUUCCCAGAACGUUCCCUGCAGGUUAUUAUUUUUAAAUUUGAUUUUUAUAACCAAACUAAUUAACGUUGCAGAUGAUACAUGCCUACUUCAGAAAAUGUUAUGGUAUAUAUCCAGAAAGAAACAAAACAAAAAGAUAGUACCCUACUUUUAGUUAGUGUAGACAGCAUUUUUGGACAUCAGUUGCGAUCUGAGUCAGCUGCACGCGCCGAUGGUGCCCAGAAAAUCCCUCUAGGUAAGACGCGCACUAGGUUUUGAUUAAAAGAGGGUUUUAGAGCAUUAAGUUGAGCUCUGUCAGGGAAAACAGCAGUGAGGUGCUCACGGGUCACCGACUCGGAUCUUUAUGGAUUAUUAUUUUUUCUGCAUCAACUGCAAAUCACGUGAGAUGAAUGUGCAAUGACAAUGUCCCGACACCGAGCGGUCUCGCGCACUUCUCGAGGAACGGGCACGCUCUCACAUUCCUUCAUGUAACCGAGCACUUCAUCGCAUUUUUACUGUGUUUUCUUUCUUUUUAUUUUGCUUUUUGUUUUGGUUUAUUUAAUAGCAAUGGCUUGGCCGUGCAUCAGCAGAGUCUGUUGCUUGGCUCGGUUCUGGAACCAGUUCGAUAAAUCGGAUUUGUCGGUUCCGCUAACGAUUCAGAACUACUCGGACAUCGCGGAGCAGGAGGUGAGAUCCGUCACCAAACUCGUUUCCACGGAACCGGCACCAAGCGUCGACUUCGUAACGCCGGAACACGCUGCUGGAGUCCGGCGGUCGCAUCGGGGACGGACCGAAACGAGUUAUAAACCCCGCGAGGACUACCAUCCCCCGGGUGUGCCUUUCCCGAGCGUCACCCAGUAUAAACAGGAUUACAAACCCUGGCCCAUCCCGAAGAAGGAUAACUUUCCCUGGAUUAGUAACGGAGGGAAAGGCGGCACUUUAACGGACAGCCCGGUGAACGGUUACUCUAACGGCACGAGUCAACCGCGGGCGGACAGACAGGAGCGGAGCGGCAGGCAGAGAGGAGGAGAUCAGAUCAGCUCAUACAGACAGGAGUACCAGCCUUGGUCUGGAGCCCGGCCGCAAAAGCCUGCCCACAAACGGCCCACGUUCCUGGGUACAGGUGCUGACGAGCCCCCGCCGGAGACCAGCUACCAGGCCGCCUUCAGCCCAGAUGCACACAGACACAUGGACAUCGUUCCGGAGACCAGCACACACGGAGCCGAAGACUAAACUGUCACCAAAUCCAUCUGCCGUCUUUCAAAGCAAAUCCAGGAUCUUCAACAUAUGAUCCAUCAAGCUCCCCACAUUCACGUCUGAUUCAGCCUUUCACUAGAAGAGAAAACCAUUU